UACCGAGAACGCCUAGUUGAUUUUUUCUUCUUCGGUUGACAUUUUUCACCAUCUUUCUUAAUGCAAGUUGAGCGGGUUUUUUCAUUUAAAGACGAAUUCAAUAGCGAUAAAAUAGAAGUGCGGAUACCUGAGGUAAAGAUCAGUGAAGUUCUUGUUUAUAUUUUUAUUAUAUAGUUUAUGCUUUUCCAACACAGCUGUAGUCAAUGCAGAGAUUCCAACCCCAUGUGAUGGAAAAUAGGGAGUAAUUAUUAGUGCCAAAGGCGCGAGCUUCUAGGGGGGUCAGGGGGCAUGCCCCCGGGAAAUUUUGCAAAUUUAGGUUCUCUCAAGUGCCAUUUCCUGAAUUUUGACAUCAUUCCGGCCUGAGUUAUAACAUACCAUAAUGCUCUUCGCGAAGAAAGUAAGUAUAAUAUGAGUGUUUCACAGUGACAGAUCGCCAAAAAUUCUAAAGAUUAGCAAUUUUCCCCUAGUUUUCAGAAUUUUAUGAUAAAUCGGGAGAAUUUGGUAAAAAUCGGGAGAGCGGGAGGCAAGACAUCAAAUCGGGAGACUCCCGAUCAAAUCGGGAGGGUUGGAAUCUCUGUCAAUGUCAGCCCAAUUUAGAUGAAAUUCCUUUCAACACAUUUAGAUUGUGGACCCUCAGUAUGGAAUGUUUACGUGGCCAGCAGCUCCAGUUCUUGCACAAUAUAUUUGGUAUAAUAGAGAUCAAGUAGAAGGAAAACACGUUGUGGAGGUAAAUUUUAACUAUCAAAUUCACUGAACGAACAUCAUAAGAAUUGUACGGCGGACAGGGUAAGGGAGAAUUACUAACAAGAUCUCAGGGGUGAAAGGGUUACAUAGUCAUGGUCAGUAAGGAUCUAUACUUGAUAAAAAAAUUUUUGAUAAGAUAAUUUGUUGAUGUUGGCAAGAGUGACACAAUAGUGAGUUAUAAUGAAGUUAUAUGUCAAUUUUCAGUGCAACUUCAGAAAUUCAAGUAUGGUCCUGAAGAUCAGUAUUGAAUUUCUGAACACAAACAAAGCUCACAGGACAGUACUAGAAUGAGAAUUUUGAUAAUACUCCAGACUGGAUGUGAAAGUGAAAUAAUGGAAGAUUACUGUCCCUUUAUUAAAACUUAAGCUAUGCAAAACCUCAAAAAAAGUAUGACAUAACCCUUUAACUCCCAGAAGUGACUGAGACAGAAUUUCUCCUUACAAUAUUGGAAAAAGGCUAAAAGGUUUUUAAUAAAAAAAAUAUUAAUUCAGAUAUUAUCAGUUGAUCUUACAAUACCAAAUUUUCCAAACUAACAUCAUCAGAAUUCUGAUCAACAGUAAAGAGAAUUAAUGAGUAUAUAGGCAUAAGAGGGUUAAAUUAGUCCAGACACAUGUAAAAUGUAGAACAUGCGCGAUUUCUGUGGAGCGUAUUUAAGGCAAGCAGAGCUACAUGCUACUUGCCCUGUAGGCAUGUCCUUUAUGAGAAAAUCAUACUCUUCUGAAAAAUGACUGUUUUGUAAGCUGGACAAGUCUGCAUCCACUGUUAGUGAUUACCUUUUCUUUACUUGAUCAACAGAUUGGUGCAGGAACAGCCUUACCUGGUUUGGUUGCCUCAUUGUGUGGUGCAAAUGUUACUCUGACAGACAAGGAAGAGUAUCCUCAAUGCUUAGAAAACUGUAGACAGAGCUGCCAUGCUAAUGGUCAGAAGGCAAUACAAGUUGUUGGCAUUACCUGGGGACAGUUUACACCAAACCUUUUAAAACUUCCCAAGGCUGAUAUAAUUCUUGGUUCAGACUGUUUCUAUGACACAAAAGGUAACUUGGCACCAUUACUUUCCCCACCACUGAAUCAAAACUCUGAGUUGCUCUCUGACUACAGUUAUGUAAUCUUUGUUUUCUGUAAUUUUGUGAUACAGAUUUUGAUGACAUUUUGGCAACUGUCUCCUUUCUAAUGGUGAAAAAUUAUCAGGCCAAGUUUUGGUCAACAUAUCAAGAGAGAAGGUGAAUUCUUUCAUACAGUAUGCUAUUUACAACAUUAUUUAACCCUUUCACUCCCUGAUCUCAUAAGUAAUUCUCCUUACUGUCUGCCAUAUAGUUCUUGUGUUGUUAGUUUUGAGAAUUUGGUAUUGGAUCAUAUAAUAAUUCCCUAUUUAAUAUAUUUUUUUAUUCUCAUCAUUCGUCUGCUUGAUAUAGUAGUGAUAUUGUAAAGAGAAAUUCUGUCUUGGUCACUCUUGGGAGUUAAAAGGGUUAAAAUUACUGUGAAUCUCAGAAUACCAUGAACUAAGAAAUAUUUCUGGAAUGUUAUUGUCUUUCCACCAAAAAAAGCCAAUCAGGAAACUACUUCAAUGUGUCUCUGCUAAAAGAUGUCUUAAUUAAAUACUGUUUUUUCACAACUUUGGACAUCAGAUUAAUGUCACCUUUUUAUUUUAAAAAUUUAUACUUUAAUUUGUUGCAGUUCCAGUCAUUCCAUUGAAUAUUUGUUGAAAAAAUGGGGUCUAAAAGGUAUCCAAAUACCACUGGAGGGAUUUAAUGCAAAUGAUGGGAACAUUGGUGGAUCCAAUCUGUCUGAUUUACACACCAUUCAGAUGUUGGAGAUAACACGUCAAUAA
This is a messenger RNA of Pocillopora meandrina, 2571 nucleotides long. The record is from the annotation of a GenBank genome assembly. Lineage: Eukaryota; Metazoa; Cnidaria; Anthozoa; Scleractinia; Pocilloporidae.